Molecule: messenger RNA, 2423 nt
Organism: Chironomus riparius
Lineage: Eukaryota; Metazoa; Arthropoda; Insecta; Diptera; Chironomidae
Source: the annotation of a GenBank genome assembly
CAACUGCAUUGCAUCUUGUUUGUGAAACAUCGUUGAUUAAUUUACUUACAACUGUCAACCAAAUUGUCAUUGGGUAACUCAAUUAAAUGAAAAAUGCUUAAAAAGUACGUUACAUUCCAGCCACGUGCUUACCUUACUUUGUAAUUAUUGUCAAAAGAAGAAAUGUCAAUCUUAGUAAGCUAUAAGUUUGUGAAAUGAUUGGAAUCACUAUAAAAGCAAUUGAUUUUCUCUUGAAUAGAGCCUGUGCCAAAUCGAAGAAAUUCUACGAAAUAAUUUAUGGAACAUCAUCGAGCUUCGCUAAAAAGUUUAUUGCAUUCGUUUAUGGACUUCUCAUCGGAUUAAUUUUUUAUUAUUCAAUCAUACGCUUUAUUGCAUUUUCUGGCAAAUAUAGUCAUUUUGCGAUACUGAUAACGUGCCUUUCAUCAGCAUUCCUAUGUCUUUUUUCAAAACAAUUUCGAUGUAUUUCCAUUCUAAUGUGGCUUUCAGCACUUGGAAAAGCUGGAAGAAGUUUAAUUAAAACGAUUAUAAUUGCGUUGGUUUUAUCGGGUCCGAUACAUAAUAUUGUGUCUAAUACAAAAGAGGUUACACGUGUUUUCGAAUGUACGGCAUAUCUUACAUACAAUUUAACGAAAACCAAAGUUGAUUUGGCAAUUAUGCCUUUUAUCAACGCAUUCGUUCAAAUGCAAAGUAAUUUAAGCGCGGUACAAGCGAGCUUUGAUGAGAUUGAGGAUGUAGUUUUUCCAAUUAUCCAAGAAGUCGAAGAUUUUAAUCGUACAAAUCAAAGCACACGCAAAAUCCGAAAAACCAAUGUCAAUCCACCAGAGACAUAUACCAAACAAUAUCAAGCAAAGUUGAAACAUCGAUGUGAAAUGCAAUUAGAAAGAGGAACAACAAAAUGUAAACAGUCAUUCCAAAGAGUCUACGAUGACUGCUUAAAAGAAGCAAAUUUCUUGAUUUGUUCACCACUAAAAAUAGAUUUCAUUUGUAAUUUAAAUGAUGUUGCAUCAAGCUUAGUAACAGAUCUCUGUGAUCCAUCAAACGUGAUUGAUGCUGAUUUCGGUGAUGAAUAUGCACAUUUGAAAGAAAAAGAAAUGAAUUUUGUGUCUGAAUAUAGCAACAUAUCGUUUGAUUUCAUGGCAACUAAUCCAAAAGAGUUACAUCCUAUCAAGACAUUGAAUGAAACUGGCAGAGAACUGAGUAGAAGUCUUAAUGAAAAAGCUUAUUUGAUGGAUUAUAUUUUUAGAUUCUGUGAUAAAUUAAUGAUAUUGAUAUACCUGAAAAUCAUAUACGAUGGUAUCACAUAUCACGAUAAUUAUUUGAGUAACAUUAAUUUCAACAAUUACUACAUUACAAGUUAUUUCAAGGAAAUUGAUGAACGUAGGACUCAAGAGAGAAGACGAAGCAUUUUACCUGUCAGAAGUAUCGAGUUUGAUCAAAUUGUUGAUUUGGAUGGGUCAAAAAAAAUCCGUAAAGAAUUCGAGGGAUAUCUUAGUUUGACAUUAAGACUUAUAUUGCACAUAAUUGGUGCAAGCUUCUUCAUUGUCCUUGAUCGAUUAUAUUUUGAACUUUUGGACAUUAUUGCACGUCACUCACGAAUUGAUUAUGAACAGGAAGGAUUUCAUCAUAUGAAUAUUACCGUUAAUGGAACUGGUUUUGUUGCUAAUCUGAUUAGAACUUCAGUAAACGGAUUUAAUAUAAAUAAGAAUAUUGACCUCAUGAUGACAAAUGAUGUAUGCUUACCUCAUCCAUCUCUCACCGAGUCAUUCACGAUAGGACUAAUUUAUUUAUUAUUUUCAUUGAAUUUCUAUUUGAUCUACAAUCAAGUGUACAUUCAUCGUUUAAAGCGAGCUGUUUGUGCUUACUUUUAUCCAAAACUUGAGAAAAGACGAAUCAUCGUGCUUUACAAUAAGAUGCUGAGAGAUCGAAGAAAGAUUUUUAAUACAAUAUUGGAUGCCAUAAAAUAUGAUGGAGACAUAAAUAAUGUCAAUAAAUUUAAGCAGAAAUUUCUCAAACAACUUCUGAAAAUCUGCAAAUGUUUUCAAAUAUUCUCUUUUGCAAGAAAUAAAUGCUUUUUAUGUCAUGCAGUGCAGCCAAAUAAAAAUACCAACAAUUCAAUGAUCUUCUGGAUAUGCAAUACGGAAAAGUGCUGUGCAAUCUUUUGUGACCAAUGUUGGAGUGACAUUGGCAAAAAUUGUUUAAUCUGUUACAUAAGAAGAACUGGAGAAGAAGAAAUCAAUAAUUCAAAAUAACAAUAGAAAUAUGGAGCAAUAAAUCAGUAAACGAAGCAGAAUCGUAGGAUUAUGAUGCUUGAAUUGUGUAGCUCUACAUUUUAAUGAAUGUGAUGUAAUAAUUUUCACAAUAAUUCAAAUAUAUUAACGACAUUUCCGCACAUUUUAUUCUCAGCUUUUAACUUUACUUCCUCC